ACGUGAGUCCUAGAUCAACGGUUACAAUCUCGCUUUUGAAUAAAGAUCAAACGGUUGAUAUUUAACAAAAAGAUAAACAAUCCAACUCAGCUGAGCUGGGCCCGUUGGCUGACAGGUAAAUAUGGGAACCAAAACCAGAGUAGUGUUGUUGUCCUUGUUCCUUUCAACGCUUCUGUUUUCUUUGGUGGCUUCUGCGUCCAAUGAUGGAUUUAUUAGGAUAGGGCUGAAAAAGAUGAAAUUGGAUCCAAACAACCGGAUUGCUGCCCGGCUUGAGUCUGAGUAUGGAGAGGCUUCGGAAGCUUCUAUUAGAAACUAUCGAUUUGGUAAUAAUCUUGGUGAUUCCAGGGAUACCGAUAUUGUUGCAUUGAAGAACUAUAUGGAUGCUCAGUACUAUGGUGAGAUUGGUAUUGGUACUCCUCCACAGAAUUUCACCGUGAUCUUUGACACAGGCAGCUCCAAUUUGUGGGUGCCCUCAUCUAAGUGCUAUUUCUCGCUCCCUUGUUUCAUGCAUCCCAAGUACAAGUCAAGCCAAUCAAGCACCUACAAGAAGAAUGGUAAACCUGCUGCCAUUCAGUAUGGUACUGGGGCCAUCUCUGGUUUCUUUAGUUAUGACCACGUCAAAGUUGGUGAUCUGGUUGUGAAAGAUCAGGAAUUCAUUGAGGCGACCAAGGAGCCUGGUGUCACAUUUAUGGUGGCCAAGUUUGAUGGUAUAUUAGGACUUGGGUUUCAAGAGAUUUCUGUUGGAAAUGCUAAGCCAGUCUGGGACAACAUGGUUAAACAAGGUCUUAUUAAGGAACCAGUUUUUUCAUUUUGGCUUAACCGCCAUGUGGAUGAAGAAGAAGGUGGUGAAAUUGUGUUCGGGGGGGUUGAUCCAAGUCAUUACAAGGGCAAGCACACAUAUGUUCCUGUGACACAGAAAGGCUACUGGCAGUUUGAUAUGGGUGAUGUUCUGAUUGGUGGUAAACCAACAGGAUAUUGUGCUGGAGGCUGCUCAGCAAUUGCAGAUUCUGGGACAUCAUUGCUGGCAGGUCCAACGACUGUGAUUACCAUGAUAAAUCAUGCCAUUGGAGCCUCUGGAGUUGUUAGCCAAGAAUGCAAGUCAGUUGUUGAACAAUAUGGACAAAUGCUUUUGGAUCUACUUCUAGCUGAGGCAAGACCUAAGAAGGUUUGCUCCCAAAUGGGAUUGUGCACCUUUGAUGGAACACGUGGUGUUAGUGUGGGCAUUGAGAGUGUGGUAGAUGAGAGAAAUGGCAAGUCCUCUAGUAUUGUUCAUGACACAAUGUGCUCAGCUUGUGAGAUGGCAGUUGUAUGGAUGGAAAACCAGCUGCAGCAGAAUCAAACUCAGGAACGUAUAUUGCAAUAUGUAAAUGAGCUCUGUGACCGAAUGCCUAGUCCCAAUGGAGAAUCAGCUGUUGACUGUGGAAAGAUUUCUUCUAUGCCUGUGGUUUCAUUCACUAUUGGUGGCAAAGUUUUUGACCUAUCAUCAAAGGAGUACAUUCUGAAAGUGGGUGAGGGCCCUGCAGCUCAGUGCAUUAGUGGCUUUACUGGUUUGGACAUUCCUCCUCCUCGUGGACCUCUCUGGAUCUUGGGAGAUAUCUUCAUGGGUAAAUACCACACAGUCUUUGAUUAUGGUAAACUGAAAGUUGGCUUUGCUGAGGCAGCAUAAAAUGGUCGACGUCGAUGCCUCAACUCUUAAAUCAUCCGUCUUUUAUCUGAUAGUGUGUUAUGUAAAUUUAUAAAGAUAUAGGGUGAUCGCCUCAGCCUCAGACAAUGCCUGCUGCUUGUAAAUAGUUCCUGUGCUUGUUUAUUUAGUAGAAACAACUAUUUGCUUCAAGUUUUUGACCAAAAAUUACCGCCGUGCUUUGUUAAUUCAUCAUC
This is a messenger RNA of Pistacia vera, 1878 nucleotides long. RefSeq names its product aspartic proteinase A1. The transcript has 14 exons. NCBI's taxonomy places the organism in Eukaryota, Viridiplantae, Streptophyta, Magnoliopsida, Sapindales, Anacardiaceae. Gene Ontology annotation, biological process: proteolysis; lipid metabolic process. Gene Ontology annotation, molecular function: aspartic-type endopeptidase activity. The record is from RefSeq and is a predicted model, not a curated record. The coding region runs from base 122 to 1666 and encodes 514 amino acids.